AAUAUGGUAGAAUGGGUGUUGGUAUACCGAAUUCAUCAUGGAGGUUUUCAAGCUUUUGCGAAACAUAUCCACAUACUUUAGUUGUACCAACAAAAAUUAGCGAUAAUGUUUUGAAUCAUGCUUCAAAAUUUAGAAGUAAAAAUCGUAUACCAGUUUUAAGUUAUUUGCAUUGGCAAAAUAAGGCAUCCAUAACUCGCUCUAGCCAACCAAUGGUUGGGCUCAAAAAAAAUCGUUCAAUACAAGAUGAAAAACUUAUCGAGGCUAUUUUUCGGUCUAAUGCUCCUAAUUUACCAUCAGUGUUUGGUUCAACACAGACAAAUCUAAUCGUUGAUGCUCGACCUACGGCUAACGCUAUAGCCAACGCUGCAGUAGGUGCAGGAUCAGAAAAUAUGGAAAACUAUAAAAAUUGUGAAAGAAAAUUUAUGGGCAUUGAUAAUAUUCAUGUAAUGAGAGAAAUAAUACAAACUGCAGACGUUCAAGGUUUACUCAUUAAAAAGCAAAACUUGGAUAAAUCCAAUUGGCUUAAGUACAUAUCUACUAUAUUAGAAUCUUCUCUCGUUAUCAUCAAAAAUGUACAUAUCGCUAGUUCCCAUGUACUUAUUCAUUGUUCUGACGGUUGGGAUCGUACCGCACAAUUGACAUCAAUUUCUAUACUUUGCUUGGAUCCAUAUUAUCGUACUUUCAGAGGAUUUCAAGUAUUGGUAGAAAAAGAAUGGAUAUCUUUUGGUCAUAAAUUCACUGAUCGUUCUGGUCACCUUUCUGAUGAAAAAUAUUUCAUUAAUAGUGUUAAUACAAAUGCAGCAAACACAGCUUUCAAUACAGUACAAAGCAAGUUUUAUAACCAAUCAUAUAUUCGAGAAAUUUCACCAAUUUUUCAACAAUUUUUGGACUGUGUAUUUCAACUCUUAACGCAAUUUCCUACAAGAUUUGAAUUUAAUGAAAAAUUUUUGAUCGAAUUGCAUUAUCAUUGUUAUUCAUGUCAAUUCGGAACAUUUUUAUGCAAUUCGGAAAAAGAAAGAAUGGAUUAUAAAGUCACUACUCUAACAUAUUCUGUUUGGGAUUAUUUCAAUUCCAAUAAAAACGAGUUUCUUAACCCUUUAUAUGAUGGUGGAGCUGAAGAUAAGGAAGAUAUGGGUAAUAAUGGUGUUUUACUUCCUGAUGAAAAGAAUACAGAAGGAUUUGCAGCCCGAAUGAGAUGGAAAUCAGAUAGUCCUAUUUCACGGACAAAUUCACCCGGAAUUA
Messenger RNA from Dentiscutata heterogama, 1242 nucleotides. NCBI's taxonomy places the organism in Eukaryota, Fungi, Glomeromycota, Glomeromycetes, Diversisporales, Gigasporaceae. The record is from the annotation of a GenBank genome assembly.